CCCAAAGCUACCCAGUUAUGGAGAAUGCGGAAAGUUGAAUGAGAACAUGGAGAGCAGCACUUAGUUCAACUUGGUUCAGAAGCUUUGUACUGAUACGAAGCACUACAAACUGGACAAAGAUUUCAGUGUUGAAUACACUCCUGAAGACGUCUUUGCCUCAGGCUAUGGUGAUGAUGUUUUCGAGUUUUACUUGAAAAAGAACGAAGGUGUUGAAUGCAAAAACGCCUGCACUCAAAUCUUUAAUGAUGGUUUUUCUAGCACAUCAUGCCAUUAUGGCUCUCACACUCGAGCUCGCUCCGGAAGUAUAAAACUGGAUUGUGGCGAGCAGGUUAUGAGAUCAGAAAUGCUAGGUCCAAAGCUUCCGGACCACAGUGUGCAGACAACGACUGGAGCCCGCUUCCAUCCAACGUCUGGAAUGGACCAGCUGGAAACUUUUAUAGCCGUUUCUGUCAGAACGUCACCCCUGACAAAAAGCUUGAGUUCACUAUCGACCCUUCCGGCAAGGCGAAGCCCAUCCGGUGGCUCAAGCGAUCGCCACCGCCGGAUCCAAGUCUGUACGAAGGCUACAGGGUCGACCUUCUUUGGGAGCCAAAUGGGGAUUCCAGCGCAAGUGAAUGUGAAUUGUCGUGCGAUGGGGUCAUGGAAUAUUUUGGCGCGUCAACUUGCGGACACAAAGGAAGUGGCAUGAGAAAAAUGUCAACCACGGCUAGCUACAAUGUUGGUUGCGGCAUGUACUCGUACAGGAUCCGCGAGAAGAAGCACCCUUGGACUCUCGGAGAGCAGAAAUUGUGACGGGACAAGAGCACGAACGAGGUCGAGUGCGACUUGGGCAAAAUGAUUGUUUACAAGGAGAGAAAGAGAUUCCUAAGGAAAGCUCUGACUUAAAGCUAUUUAUACAACAUUCAUAAAGUAAGACUAUUCAUAAAGUAUGAAAGUCACAU
Molecule: messenger RNA, 941 nt
Organism: Ilyonectria robusta
Lineage: Eukaryota; Fungi; Ascomycota; Sordariomycetes; Hypocreales; Nectriaceae
Exons: 4
Coding region: 265-792 (175 amino acids)
Source: RefSeq, a predicted model, not a curated record